This is a messenger RNA of Penicillium arizonense, 930 nucleotides long. RefSeq lists its product as uncharacterized. The record is from RefSeq and is a predicted model, not a curated record. Lineage: Eukaryota; Fungi; Ascomycota; Eurotiomycetes; Eurotiales; Aspergillaceae. Bases 1 to 930 code for a protein of 309 amino acids. The transcript is spliced from 4 exons.
AUGAAUGACGAUAUCUCUUUCGCAAGCUUUGGCUUGGUGGUCCUUGACGAGAUUCGGUUUCCUAAUCGGAAACCUUUAACAAAUGUACUAGGAGGGUCCGGAGCUUACGCGACUCUGGGUGCUCGAUUAUUUCUCCCUUCUCCGCAGAGCCGCUCAAUAGUCUGGCCGAUCAAUAUUGGAAAUGACUUCCCAGAACCCAUUACAAAACUGUUGCAGAGCUGGAAUACACAGUUGGUUGUUAAACAAGCAUUAGAUCAACUCUCGACUCGAGGGUUACUGGAGUAUCAAGAUACCACAUUCGGACCCAAGAAAUUCAAAUAUACCACACCAGUUCUCACAAUGCAAGAAUAUCAAAGCACUGCGCUGCUGUCUUCAAAAGUAUACCACUAUCUCGCCACCCCGGAAGAAAUGAAAACACGCAUAUCAAACAUCCUCGCUCUUCGAACACAAAUCGGUAUCCAAGAACGACCUUUACUAAUCUGGGAGCCUGCACCACUGGCAUGCAAGGCAGACACUCUCCAAACGUGUCUAGAGGCUGCAGCGUUAGUGGAUGUGUUCAGUCCAAACCACAUAGAGUUGGCGCACCUUUUCCAGGAUUCUCCCAUUCCCCCUGAUAAAUUCGACAUCGAGAGAUUGGCUUUGAAAAUCUUAGACAGUGGAGUCGGUCCCGAAGGAAACGGCGUAGUGGUUAUUCGAGCUGGUGAAAAUGGCUGUCUCGUUCAAUCGCGCGGCCUUGCUCGGAAGUGGAUUCCUCCGUUUUAUGAGACGGGAAUGGAAGAAGGGCAGGCUUCUAACGUUGUUGAUCCGACUGGGGCUGGGAAUGCUUUUCUGGGAGCAUUUUCCGUUGGAUGGAUUCAUACCGGGGGUGAUAUAGUCGAGGCAGCUUCUUACGGGUCUGUUGCUGCAUCGUUUGCGUUGGAGCAGGGCUAG